Molecule: messenger RNA, 3368 nt
Organism: Raphanus sativus (radish)
Lineage: Eukaryota; Viridiplantae; Streptophyta; Magnoliopsida; Brassicales; Brassicaceae
Product: kinesin-like protein KIN-7K, chloroplastic
Exons: 23
Coding region: 347-3271 (974 amino acids)
Biological process (GO): microtubule-based movement
Molecular function (GO): ATP binding; microtubule binding; microtubule motor activity
Source: RefSeq, a predicted model, not a curated record
AAAAAUAAGAAGAGGAAACUCGUCCUCUCCUCUCUCUCCUCUCUCUUAACUGUAUCCGUGAAGGCAAAAAAAAGAUACGUAUAAACAAAUACAUAUAUAGACACACACAAGUAUGUAUGUAUAGUCUUGGUCUUUUUUCUCUCUCUCACCUGUACCUUUAAUAUGGUGUUUCUGUUUACGAGAAACCAAACCCACAUCAUCCAUUGAACACAUCAUUAGUUGUUCCACAAUCGCAAUCGACGAGUAAUCAAUCUGCUUGCUACUCGUAUCAUCUGUGAGAUCUAUCUCUCUAUCUUCCUCCUUUGAUUCACCCGAGAUUCAGUUUUGAGUUCUACUUGUGACCAAAAUGGCAUCUAGACAAGGAUCAAAGUCGAGAAAAACAGGGUUUAGCAACUUCAAGGGUGCUGCUGAUUCCACCGCCUCCUCAACAACCUCGUCUUCGAAGCUUUAUCAAGAGACAUCUAUCGAUGAUGGCCAUAGCUCUCCUGCUUCUUCAUCUGCUCAAAGCAAGCAGCACUUCUUCUCACCUGACUCCGUGCCUCAGAGUGCUCAGCGUUCUAAAGAGAACGUCACCGUGACAGUUCGCUUUCGUCCACUCAGUCCAAGGGAGAUCCGCCAAGGGGAGGAGGUUGCGUGGUAUGCAGAUGGGGAAACAAUCGUACGGAAUGAGUAUAAUCCUACGAUAGCUUAUGCAUAUGACCGCGUCUUUGGACCUACAACCACAACACGCAAUGUCUACGAUGUUGCUGCACACCAUGUUGUUAAUGGGGCUAUGGAGGGGAUUAACGGGACUAUUUUUGCAUAUGGAGUGACAAGCAGUGGAAAGACUCACACUAUGCAUGGUGACCAGAGAUCUCCUGGUAUUAUACCGUUAGCAGUGAAGGAUGCUUUCAGCAUCAUCCAAGAGACACCAAAUCGUGAAUUUCUCCUGCGUAUUUCCUACAUGGAAAUUUAUAAUGAGGUUGUCAAUGAUUUAUUAAAUCCAGCAGGACAAAAUUUGAGGAUAAGAGAAGAUAAACAGGGAACCUUUGUCGAAGGGAUUAAAGAAGAAGUCGUUUUAUCCCCUGCUCAUGCGCUUUCUCUUAUUGCAGCUGGAGAAGAGCAACGCCAUGUUGGAUCCACGAAUUAUAAUCUGCUCAGCAGCCGGAGCCAUACAAUAUUUACGUUGACAAUAGAGAGUAGUCCCUUAGGCAACAAGAGUAAAGGUGAAGCUGUACACCUCUCUCAGCUGAACCUCGUUGAUCUGGCAGGUUCCGAGAGUUCUAAGGUUGAAACCAGUGGUGUAAGACGCAAGGAAGGAUCGUAUAUAAAUAAAAGUUUGCUGACUUUAGGGACUGUGAUAUCAAAGCUCACGGAUGUGAAGGCUUCGCAUGUACCAUACAGAGACUCUAAGUUAACCAGGAUCCUUCAGUCCUCACUGAGUGGCCAUGACCGAGUAUCUCUCAUUUGUACAGUGACUCCUGCAUCAAGUAGUUCGGAAGAAACACACAACACAUUGAAAUUUGCUCAUCGUGCAAAACAUAUUGAGAUUCAAGCCGAACAAAACAAGAUAAUUGAUGAGAAAUCAUUAAUCAAGAAGUAUCAACACGAGAUUCAGCAACUGAAGGAGGAGUUGGGACAGAUUAAACAGGGCAUUGUACCAAUUCCUCAGUUGAAUGAUAUUGGCACAGAUGAUGAUAUCGUUCACCUGAAACAGAAGCUAGAAGAUGGUCAAGUGAAGCUGCAAUCCAGACUCGAAGAAGAGGAAGAAGCUAAAGCAGCUCUUAUGAGUCGAAUCCAACGGCUGACUAAAUUAAUUUUGGUGUCUACUAAAACUUCACAAACGUCUCGACUACCUCAUCGCUUUGAGCCUCGGAGGAGACAUUCAUUUGGGGAAGAAGAGCUUGCUUACCUACCAUACAAGAGGCGGGACAUGAUGGAUGAUGAGCACCUUGAUCUGUAUGUUUCUGGGGAGGGACAUCAUGAGGUUAGAGAUAUUGCGUGUAGAGAAGAAAAGAAGACCCGGAAGCAUGGAUUGCUAAAUUGGUUAAAGCCUAAGAAGAGAGAUAACAGUUCAAGUGCCAGCGACCAGUCGAGUGUGGUAAAAUCCAACAGCACACCAUCCACUCCUCAAGGAGGAGGAAGUAAUCUGCAUGGAGAAUCAAGACUCUCAGAAGGCUCGCCUUUGAUGGAACAAUUCUCAGAGCCUAAGGAAGACAGAGAAGCUCUAGAAGACACUUCCCAUGAAAUGGAGACGCCAGAGGCUAGCAAUAAAGUGAUAGAUGAGUUGGAUCUUAUGAGGGAACAGAAAAAGAUUUUAUCUGAGGAGGCGGCGCUGCAAUCAAGUUCAUUAAAACGGUUGUUAGAUGAGGCUGCAAAGUCCUCCCCUCAAACUGAAGAGACUAAAGAGGAGGAGAUCAAAGCCCUCAAUGAUGACAUCAAGGCGAAGAAUGACCAGAUUGUAACGUUGGAGAAACAAAUCUUGGACUUUGUUAUGACAUCACAUGAGGCAUUGGAUAAAUCCGACAUCGUGCAGGCACUUGCUGAGAUGAGAGAUCAACUUAAUGAGAAAUCUUUUGAACUCGAGGUUAAAGCUGCAGAUAAUAGCAUCAUUCAGGAACAACUCAAUCAAAAGACUUGUGAAUGUGAAACGUGGCAAGAAGAAGUUGCAAACCUAAAGCGGGAGCUCUCUGAUGCCUUGGAACUAGCACAGGAAACCAAAAUCGAAGAGCUGAAACAGAAAGCUAAGGAACUAAGUGAAUCCAAGGAGCAAUUAGAACACCGUAACAGGAAACUCGCGGAAGAGAGUUCAUAUGCAAAAGGUCUUGCAUCAGCAGCUGCAGUUGAGCUCAAGGCAUUGUCUGAAGAAGUUGCGAAGCUUAUGAAUCACAACGAGAGACUAGCAGCUGAGCUAGCAGCACUCAAGAGCUCAGUCCCACAGCGCGGUAAUAAGACGGGAACAACAACAACAACAACAAAUGCAAGGAACAAUGGGAGAAGAGAGAGUCUUGUAAAGAGACAAGAGCAAGAGAGCUCGUCGAUGGAGCUGAAGAGAGAACUGAGGAUGAGCAAAGAGCGCGAACGAUCGUACGAAGCUGCACUUGUUGAUAGAGACCAAAGAGAAGCCGAGCUUGAGAGGAUAGUAGAAGAAUCGAAACAGAGAGAAGCGUAUUUGGAGAACGAGCUUGCUAGCAUGUGGGUUCUCGUUUCUAAGCUGAGAAGAUCUCAAGGAGGUGGUUCUGAAAUCUCUGAUUCUGUUUCGGAGACGCUACAAACCGAUCGAUCAUUUUGAGACCAUGGAGUAGUAGGAUAUGUUUGUGCAGUGAUUCAAGAGUUUGUGUUGUGUAAAGUAUGAUUAAACAUAAAAAAUAUGAUUAUUUUGAAAAUCA